ACGUCGUUGACUAUGGAACCCGCCUUCCUCUGGCAAGAUGGCGCCGCUGGUGGUACAGCUGAAAUGUGGACUCCACUUGCGAAGACAAACAUUUACUACUUUACUUCAACAUACAAGUUCGUAUCAUAUUUGGAGAGGAGGUAACACACCGAAUGGGAAGCAACAGACGACUUAUUUGCUGAGCCCCAACCUGAGGACAGCCUCAUGGACAGUCAACAGAAGUGACAACAGACGUAUACUGGAGGCUGCAAAGCAUUUGCAGGUGACCGAGAGGACAUGUUGGCACGGAAAUGCAGGUGGAAGGCUAAAUGCAGACCCCAAAAAUGUGUUGAAAGAGGUGAAUUCCCGGACCAUCUUGUCUAACAUGUUGUCCUACGUGUGGCCCAAGGACCGGCCUGAUCUUCGGGCUAGAGUAGCCAUUGCCCUGGGGCUGCUGGCUGGAGCUAAGAUGACCAACGUGAUGGUACCCUUCAUGUUUAAGUAUGCUGUGGACGAGCUGAAUGGACUUUCAGGUCAUAUGUUGAACUUGAGCGACGCCCCCAGCACCGUGGCUACCGUGGCAACUGCUGUUCUGAUUGGCUAUGGUGUGUCCCGUGCCGGUUCGGCCCUCUUCAACGAGCUGCGUAACGCCGUGUUUGGGAAGGUGGCCCAGAGUUCCAUCCGGCGUAUUGCCAAGAACGUGUUCCUGCACCUCCACAGCCUGGACCUGGGUUUCCACCUGUCCCGCCAGACGGGGGCGAUGUCAAAGGCCAUUGAUAGGGGCACCAGGGGCAUCUCCUUCGUCCUCUCUGCCAUUGUCUUCAACCUGGGACCCACUGUUUUUGAGAUGGGGCUGGUCUCUGCUAUCCUGUAUUAUAAAUGCGGGGUGGAAUUUGCUGCGGUGACUCUGGGUACUCUGGGAGCGUAUACAGCCUUCACCAUUGCUGUCACACAGUGGAGGACUCGGUUCAGGAUAGAGAUGAACAAGGCAGACAACGAGGCAGGAAACGCUGCUAUUGACUCUUUACUCAACUAUGAGACCGUUAAGUAUUUCAACAAUGAGAAGUAUGAAGCAGAGAAGUAUGAUGGUUAUCUGAAGAGCUACGAGUCCUCCUCCCUGAAGACCACCUAUACCCUGGCCAUGCUCAACUUUGGACAGAGUGUCAUCUUUAGUGUGGGCCUAACUGGUAUCAUGGUACUAGCUAGCAAGGGGAUCAUGACAGGCUCUAUGACAGUAGGAGACCUGGUGAUGGUGAAUGGUCUGCUGUUCCAGCUCUCUCUGUCUCUUAACUUCCUGUUGUUGUUGACAGGCUCUAUGACAGUAGGAGACCUGGUGAUGGUGAAUGGUCUGCUGUUCCAGCUCUCUCUGUCUCUUAACUUCCUGUUGUUGUUGACAGGCUCUAUGACAGUAGGAGACCUGGUGAUGGUGAAUGGUCUGCUGUUCCAGCUCUCUCUGCCUCUUAACUUCCUGGGCACCGUGUACAGAGAGACACGCCAGGCCCUCAUCGACAUGAAUACACUCUUCACACUGCUCAGUGUUGACACCAAGAUUAAGGAAAGAGAGCUGGCACCUCCUCUCUCCGUCACCCCUCAAGAAGCCACCAUCAGGUUUGAGGAUGUCUACUUUGAGUACCUGGAAGGACAGAAGGUUCUAGAGGGCGUCUCCUUCCAGGUGCCGGCUGGGAAGAAGGUGGCCAUCGUAGGAGGGAGCGGAUCAGGGAAGAGCACCAUAAUGCGUAUGUUGUUCCGGUUUUACGAGCCCCAGAAGGGAAACAUCUACAUCGCUGGACAGAACAUCAGAGACGUUGGACUGGACAGCCUGCGACGGGCCGUAGGGGUGGUACCACAGGAUGCAGUGCUCUUCCACAACACCAUCUUCUACAACCUUCAGUACGGGAACAUCAACGCCACGCCAGAGGAGGUGUACCAGGUGGCACGGCUGGCAGGGAUCCACGACGCCAUCCUUAGGAUGCCUCACGGAUACGACACUCAGGUCGGCGAGAGGGGACUCAAACUGUCAGGUGGGGAGAAGCAACGUGUGGCCAUAGCCAGGGCCAUACUGAAGAACCCUCCUAUCCUGCUGUAUGAUGAAGCUACCUCCUCGCUGGACUCUAUCACUGAGGAGAACAUUCUUAGUUCCAUGAAGGGUCUGGUCCAGGACCGGACGUCCGUAUUCAUCGCUCACAGACUGUCCACCAUUGUAGACGCAGACGAGAUCAUCGUACUCAACAAGGGUAAGAUAGCAGAGCGAGGGGACCACCACUCUCUCCUGGCUACUCCAGGCUCUCUGUAUGCUGACCUGUGGAACACUCAGAACAGUAAGAUACUGAACAUUAAGAACAGCCCGGUGGAACUGCAGCCAGAGAGACUCAGCCAGAAGGAGGAGGAGAGGAAGAAACUACAGGAGGAGAUCAUGAACAGUGUCAAGGGCUGUGGGAACUGCUCCUGUUGAGGAGAGGAGAGACAAGGACAUCCCUCAAUACCUGUCGUCCCUUCCUCCUUCCUUCACUCACUGACAGCCUGCCCUCAGUACUUUAGUCUCUCUCAGGGGAGGGGUCAUAUACACCUCUCCAUCUCACUCCUGCCACAACAAACCCUGGGCUGACUGCCCCUCCCCUUGCUCCUCUUGAGAAGGCGAUUGGUGGCCGAAGAGGAGACUGAGAAGGAAGCCUAUCUGCCAUUGGCUGAUGUCUACAGAGAGGCAGUGUUCAUCUACCAAUCAUCUCAGGACAAAACACGCAUAAGAGAUCUUGUAUAUGAUGACAUCAUGGUGUAUAGGGUUGAGUAAGAACAGGACUGAGUAAGAACAGGACUGAGUAAGAACAGGACUGAGUAAGAACAGGACUGAGUAAGAACAGGACUGAGUAAGAACAGGACUGAGUAAGAACAGGACUGAGUAAGAACAGGACUGAGUAAGAACAGGACUGAGUAAGAACAGGACUGAGUAAGAACAGGACUGAGUAAGAACAGGACUGAUGGACUGAGUAAGAACAGGACUGAUGGACUGAGUAAGAACAGGACUGAUGGACUGAGUAAGAACAGGACUGAGUAAGAACAGGACUGAUGGACUGAUUUAAGAACAGGACUGAUGGACUGAGAAAGAACAGGACUGAUGGACUGAGUAAGAACAGGACUGAUGGACUGAUUAAGAACAGGACUGAUGGACUGAGAAAGAACAGGACUGAUGGACUGAGAAAGAACAGGACUGAUGGACUGAGUAAGAACAGGACUGAUGGACUGAUUAAGAACAGGACUGAUGGACUGAGUAAGAACAGGACUGAGUAAGAACAGGACUCAUGGACUGAGUAAGAACAGGACUGAUGGACUGAGUAAUAACAGGACUGAGUAAGAACAGGACUGAUGGACUGAGAAAGAACAGGACUGAUGGACUGAGAAAGAACAGGACUGAUGGACUGAGAAAGAACAGGACUGAUGGACUGAGUAAGAACAGGACUGAUGGACUGAGUAAGAACAGGACUGAUGGACUGAGAAAGAACAGGACUGAUGGACUGAGAAAGAACAGGACUGAUGGACUGAGAAAGAACAGGACUGAUGGACUGAGAAAGAACAGGACUGAUGGACUGAGUAAGAACAGGACUGAUGGACUGAGUAAGAACAGGACUGAGUAAGAACAGGACUGAUGGACUGAGAAAGAACAGGACUGAGUAGGAACAGGAUUGAUGGACUGAGAAAGAACAGGACUGAGUAAGAACAGGACUGAUGGACUGAGUAAGAACAGGACUGAUGGACUGAGUAAGAACAGGACUGAUGGACUGAGUAAGAACAGGACUGAGUAGGAACAGGACUGAGUAGGAACAGGACUGAGUAGGAACAGGACUGAGUAGGAACAGGACUGAGUAAGAACAGGACUGAUGGACUGAGUAAGAACAGAACUGAUGGACUGAGAAAGAACAGGACUGAGUAAGAACAGGACUGAUGGACUGAGUAAGAACAGGACUGAUGGACUGAGAAAGAACAGGACUGAUGGACUGAGUAAGAACAGGACUGAGUAGGAACAGGACUGAGUAGGAACAGGACUGAGUAGGAACAGGACUGAGUAGGAACAGGACUGAGUAGGAACAGGACUGAGUAGGAACAGGACUGAGUAGGAACAGGACUGAGUAGGAACAUGACUGAAUAAGAACAGGACUGAUGGACUGAGAAGGAACAGGACUGAGUAGGAACAGGACUGAGUAGGAACAGGACUGAGUAGGAACAGGACUGAGUAGGAACAGGACUGAGUAGGAACAGGACUGAGUAGGAACAGGACUGAGUAGGAACAGGACUGAGUAGGAACAGGACUGAGUAGGAACAGGACUGAGUAAGAACAGGACUAAUGGACUGAGUAAGAACAGGACUGAGAAAGAACAGGACUGAUGGACUGAGUAAGACCAGGACUGAGUAGGACCAGGACUGAGUAGGACCAGGACUGAGUAGGACCAGGACUGAGUAGGACCAGGACUGAGUAGGACCAGGACUGAGUAGGACCAGGACUGAGUAGGACCAGGACUGAGUAGGACCAGGACUGAGUAGGACCAGGACUGAGUAAGAACAGGACUGAGUAAGAACAGGACUGAGUAAGAACAGGACUGAGUAAGAACAGGACUGAGUAAGAACAGGACCGAUGGACUGAGUAAGAACAGGACCGAUGGACUGAGCAAGAACCGGACUGAGUAAGAACAGGACCGAUGGACUGAGUAAGAACAGGACUGAUGGACUGAGCAAGAACCGGACUGAGUAAGAACAGGACUGAUGGACUGAGUAAGAACAGGACUGAUGGACUGAGCAAGAACCGGACUGAGUAAGAACAGGACUGAUGGACUGAGUAAGAACAGGACUGAUGGACUGAGCAAGAACAGGACUGAGUAGGAACAGGACUGAGUAAGAACAGGACUGAUGGACUGAGAAAGAACAGGAGUAGGAACAGGACUGAAUAAGAACAGGACUGAUGGACUGAGAAAGAACAGGACUGAGUAGGAACAGGACUGAGUAGGAACAGGACUGAGUAGGAACAGGACUGAGUAGGAACAGGACUGAGUAGGAACAGGACUGAGUAGGAACAGGACUGAGUAGGAACAGGACUGAGUAAGAACAGGACUAAUGGACUGAGUAAGAACAGGACUGAGAAAGAACAGGACUGAUGGACUGAGUAAGAACAGGACUGAGUAAGACCAGGACUGAGUAAGACCAGGACUGAGUAGGACCAGGACUGAGUAGGACCAGGACUGAGUAGGACCAGGACUGAGUAGGACCAGGACUGAGUAAGAACAGGACUGAGUAAGAACAGGACUGAGUAAGAACAGGACUGAGUAAGAACAGGACUGAGUAAGAACAGGACUGAUGGACUGAGUAAGAACAGGACUGAGAAAGAACAGGACUGAUGGACUGAGUAAGACCAGGACUGAGUAAGACCAGGACUGAGUAAGACCAGGACUGAGUAAGACCAGGACUGAGUAGGACCAGGACUGAGUAGGACCAGGACUGAGUAGGACCAGGACUGAGUAAGAACAGGACUGAGAAAGAACAGGACUGAUGGACUGAGUAAGAACAGGACUGAGAAAGAACAGGACUGAUGGACUGAGUAAGAACAGGACUGAGUAAGACCAGGACUGAGUAAGACCAGGACUGAGUAGGACCAGGACUGAGUAGGACCAGGACUGAGUAAGAACAGGACUGAGUAAGAACAGGACUGAGUAAGAACAGGACUGAGUAAGAACAGGACUGAGUAAGAACAGGACUGAGUAAGAACAGGACUGAGUAAGAACAGGACCGAUGCACUGAGUAAGAACAGGACUGAGUAAGAACAGGACUGAGUAAGAACAGGACUGAGUAAGAACAGGACUGAGUAAGAACAGGACUGAGUAAGAACAUUAAAGUGUAUUUGUCAGAUCGGUGCCCAUGUUGCAUAAUGUCAUCGCGUUUGUUAGAACGGAACACUGGUUGGACUUGUUGUACAAAUUCACCUUCAUGUCCAACAGAAAGAAAGACAUUACAAUGUGUAUAAUUCUGUAAAGGCAUUGGAGAAAGAACAUGGUGUUUUUGUGUGAUAACCUGAAUAAAGAGCAGUGAGACUCAGA
Messenger RNA from Oncorhynchus mykiss (rainbow trout), 6056 nucleotides. NCBI's taxonomy places the organism in Eukaryota, Metazoa, Chordata, Actinopteri, Salmoniformes, Salmonidae. The record is from RefSeq and is a predicted model, not a curated record.